AUGAUGUUCUCCGGCAGCAAGCUACUUGCCGUGGCCUUGACUCUGGCCAGUUGCAUUACAGCAUCCCCAACCCUUAACCACAAGCGGACUAACGACGAGUCUGUUACUAUAGGCUACAGAACUGUGAGCGAAGAACAAGCUGCUAUUUAUAACGAGCAUGGAACUAUUGUUUAUAAAGGAAUACUGCUGGAGUCCAGCUUGGUGCUGGUGUUUACCUUACCGACCUCCAUGCAAGCUGAAGAAGACUCUAUAUGGUCGUGGUCCGUUACCUUUACAAAUUCCCCAUUACUUAGCUCCGAUUCUUAUACAUUUUUUAGGUUUUGCAUCGUUACUGCUGACCGCGCCGCCAUGGAACGGGUCUCCAAAGUCUGGGUACCUGAGAAGUACCAUGGCGAGGACCUAUGGCUGGGACCUAUUGAUCCUAAAAUACGCGAGGAAACACUACGCAAGUACGAUGAAAAAAUGAGCCGGUAUAUCAAGGGCCUGAGAAAUGACUAUACCCCUGAAGCGACCCUACGAUUUGGUCGCCUCGUCGGAUGGGAACCCCAAGACCAAAUGCUGAUCCCCCCUUUCCUGGCCUCGCCGGAAGGUGGUCUGAAUCUGAGAGUCCAUUGUGCAGAGAGGUCCGAUCUAAUUGAGGAAUACAUGCUCUCCUAUAUCCGUGAUGAUAUCUUCCGGAAAAAUUGCCAAGGACAUCGGGACUAA
Microsporum canis CBS 113480 is the source of this 705-nucleotide messenger RNA. RefSeq lists its product as uncharacterized. The transcript is spliced from 2 exons. Lineage: Eukaryota; Fungi; Ascomycota; Eurotiomycetes; Onygenales; Arthrodermataceae. The record is from RefSeq and is a predicted model, not a curated record. Bases 1 to 705 code for a protein of 234 amino acids.